AUGAUUGAUAGAGCCGCUCGAUCUAUUAAGCGAUCCCGAACGCACCUAGCGAUGCGUUUUAUGUUCCGUGUAAAUCCGUGCUUUUACUGUUUCGGAUUUCAAUGUGUUUUUGCAUUACUAUUGAUAAUUUUAAUAGCAUUAUUUUGCAAAUCAGUUAGCUUUAAAAUUGAUGAAUUUAGCCGUCUUUUGCGAGAAAACCAAAUUUUAAAUGAAAAGAAAAAUGUGAUGCCAUUUAUUGAAUGCACCUAUAAAAAAACGCCAGAAUUUUCAACUGUUCAUAUUUUGUAUUACUAUGAUAUUCUUUACAGUAGCUGUGGUGAAGAUGAUGAUUUAUAUGCUUUUAUUUCACGAUUUUAUGAAAGUACUUCUGCAAAUUCUCAAUGUGUCAAUCGUGUUGACUUGGCACCAUCAAUAAAUAUUACAAAAUAUCAGUAUAAAAUACUUCGUCCAAAAGAUUUUUUGGUAAAAUGUCCUAUAUGUGGUAUUAAAAGUUUCUUUGGCUGGAGAGAAACAUAUGAUAAAAACAUUGGUGAAUGGAGAAAUUGUGCACGUGAACUUAAGACAUACACACGUGGUUGGCCACAACACGCACGUUACUGUGAUUUUGAAGAUGAGCAUGACGAAGCUGAUUUUUGUCGUCUUCAUGAAUUACUACGUGAGAAGCUUGGUAUUAAAAUGGACGAAAGUAAUGAAUUAGAUUUUAUUGAUUCAAGUGAUUCAAGGAAAUUAUCUCGAGGACAAACUGCAAGUACCAUAAAUUCACAUUGA
This is a messenger RNA of Brugia malayi, 768 nucleotides long. RefSeq lists its product as uncharacterized. The record is from RefSeq and is a predicted model, not a curated record. The transcript has 6 exons. Bases 1 to 768 code for a protein of 255 amino acids. Lineage: Eukaryota; Metazoa; Nematoda; Chromadorea; Rhabditida; Onchocercidae.